CACCACACCUGGGCCUGCAACGCAUAGCCUGAAGUUCAGAGACCGGCGGGGUGGAAGUCCCGCCCCUUCCUCCAGCUCAGGGCAUUCUGGGAGCAGCAGCGCAGUCCUCUCCUGGAAGGUUUCCUUCCGUCUCUCCGAGCCAGACCCCGACACGCAGCGCCGCCCGUGGCGCGGGUCUUGGCAUUCUCCAGCGGUGCUGGCGGGCGGGGAGGCCCGGGAAGUCGGCGGGCCCCUGGACGGAGACGGUCGCCGCGGCCGUUGGCCAACACCCGAGGACUACAACUCCCGGCCUGCGUCGCGCAUCGGCCACCUCCCCGAGCUUCCGUCCUGGCGGUGCCGCGCGGCCCUGUGGGAGCGGUAGUCCGCUCGCGCGAUUCACAGCGCCGCGUGCGCCCCGGGCGCGCCGUAGCCACGGGGCCCCGGCCGGGCGCUACGCUACGGAGGCGGCGUAGGGCGGGCGCCGGACGCGGGCCGGGUCGGGGCCGGGCCGGCCGCGCGGUUGCUCCGCCGCUCAGCGCGGGAGGCCGGCGGCAGAAGUUGUGGAUCGGCCGGCGCCGGCGAGCAGGCCUGGGGCCGCGCCGUCCGGGCCGCGGGGACUGAGGAGGCGUCGCCAGGUUGCGGAGCCCGGCCGCCCUGUCUCCGGCGUGGGCGCUGUCCUCCCUCCAUGCUCCACCUCACCCGCUGCCGGCCGCGUGUGACCAGGCCCGGGUCUCAGCGCGGCCGCCACCGCGGGGGCCAUGGGGAGCUCCGCCUCCUCGCUGGCCACCGAGACCGAGUCGGACCACGGCUUCCCCGGGGGACCGCCUUACCCUGGGCCCCCUGCAGCAGCCGGCUGGUGUAGGAGCAGCCCCGGGGGGCCUGUCUGGGGUGGUGCCCUGGUCACCCGGCAGCACCCGUCCCCGCGUCCCCGGGCCCGAAGCCACACGCACUCUCCUGGGUCCAUGGCCGCGAUUGGGGAGUGGUCCUGUGCACGCUGCACCUUCCUGAACCCAGCCGGACAGCGCCAGUGCUCCAUCUGUGAGGCCCCCCGGCACAAGCCUGACCUCGACCACAUCCUCCGGCUCAGCGUGGAGGAGCAGAAAUGGCCCUGCGCCCGCUGCACAUUCCGGAACUUCCUGGGCAAGGAGACCUGCGAGGUGUGCGGCUUUGCCCCAGAGCCUGUGCCUGGCACGUCCCUGCUGCCCAUCAUCAAUGGGGUCCUGGCGGAGCCCAGGGGCAGCUGCAAGGAGGAAGCCGGCCCCGUGCGGACGGUGGGGCUGGCGGCCUCAGAGCCAGCUCGGGGGCGGCCUGAGGAGGAGGAGGAGGAGGAGGAGGAGGAGGAGGAAGAGGAGUUAGAGGAGGAGGAGCAGGAGAGGGCAGCAGAGCCUGGGAGUGGCUGGGCCUGCCAGCGAUGCACACUGCACAACACGCCCGUGGCCAGCUCCUGCUCGGCCUGCGGAGGCCCCCGGAAACUCUCGCUGCCCAGAAUCCCUCCCGAGGCCCUGGUGGUCCCCGAAAUCGUGGCCCCCGCCGGCUUCCACGUCAUACCUGCCCCACCCCAGCCCGGGGAAGGCGCCGAAGCUGACCCUCCCUCUGCCACCGACCAGGAGCCCCCCCGGGCGCCGUCCUUCAGUCCUUUCUCGCCCACCCUGCAGAACAACCCUGUGCCUCGCAGCCGCCGCGAGGUUCCCCCCCAGCUGCAGCCACUGGUGCCUGAGGCCACCCAGCCCUCACCCACUGCCGGCUCCAAGGGGCCCCCCCAGGGCCCAGGGCGGACCGCAGCCGGGGCCUCCCGCUUGGCAGAGCUGCUGUCAAGCAAAAGGCUGAGCAUGCUGGAGGAGGAGGCCACUGAGGGUGGCCCCGCGCCGCACCGGUGUGGCUCCUGCUCUGUGCCCGGCCCCGCGAGCCCUGCGCGCUGCGAGGCCUGCGGUGCUGUGCCGGGCAGCGACGUCAUUGACCUGGCUGGGGACACUGUGCGCUACAAGCCAGCCAGCCCCUCCAGCCCCGACUUCACCACCUGGUCGUGCGCCAAGUGCACGCUUCGGAACCCCACGGCAGCCCCCAGAUGCACUGCGUGCGGCUGCUCCAAGCUGCAUGGCUUCCAGGAGCACGGUGAGCCCCCCACCCGCUGCCCCAACUGCAGCGCCGAGAAGUCCGGUCCCUGCUCAGCCCACAAGGCCAGCUGCCCGGUUCUCGUGGGGCCGCCCGAGCGCCCAGGCCAGUGGGCCUGCCCUGCCUGCACUCUGCUCAACACACCCAGGGCCAAGCACUGUGCCGCCUGUCACACGCCCCAGCUCCUGGUGGCCCAGCGCCGGGGCGUCGCGCCCCUGAGGCGCAGGGAGAGCAUGCACGUGGAGAAGCGGCGGCAGACCGAUGAGGGCGAGGCCAAGGCCCUCUGGGAAAACAUCGUGGCCUUCUGCCGGGAGAACAGUGUGAACUUCGUGGAUGACAGCUUCCCCCCUGGGCCCAAGUCUGUGGGCUUCCCCGCGGGUGACAGCGUCCAGCAGCGUGUGCGGCAGUGGCUGCGGCCCCACGAGAUCAACUGCUCCGUCUCCAGGGACCACAACGCCUCGUGGUCCGUCUUCCACACUCUCCGGCCCUCGGACAUCCUGCAGGGGCUGCUGGGGAACUGCUGGUUCCUGAGCGCUCUGGCCGUGCUGGCCGAGCGGCCUGACCUGGUCGAGCGGGUGAUGGUCACACGCAGCCUGUGUGCGGAGGGCGCCUACCAGGUGCGGCUCUGCAAGGACGGCACGUGGACGACAGUGCUGGUGGACGACAUGCUGCCCUGCGACGAGGCCGGCUUCCUCCUCUUCUCCCAGGCUCAGCGGAAGCAGCUGUGGGUGGCGCUCAUCGAGAAGGCGCUGGCCAAGCUGCACGGCUCCUACUUCGCCCUCCAGGCGGGGCGCGCCAUCGAAGGCCUGGCCACGCUCACCGGUGCCCCCUGUGAGAGCCUGGCGCUGCAGGUCAGCUCCACUAACCCCCGCGAGGAGCCCGUUGACACUGACCUCAUCUGGGCCAAAAUGCUGAGUUCUAAGGAGGCUGGGUUCCUCAUGGGUGCCUCCUGUGGUGGGGGUAACAUGAAGGUGGACGAUGCCGCGUACGAGAGCCUGGGCCUGCGUCCCCGCCACGCCUACUCCAUUCUAGAUGUCCGGGACGUCCAGGGCUCCAGGCUCCUGCGUCUCCGGAACCCGUGGGGCCGCUUCUCCUGGAACGGCAGCUGGUCAGAUGAGUGGCCGCACUGGCCAGGGCACCUGCGCAGCGAGCUCAUGCCACAUGGGAGCAGCGAAGGCGUCUUCUGGAUGGAGUACAGCGACUUCAUCAGGUACUUCGACUCCGUGGACAUCUGCAAGGUGCACUCGGACUGGCAGGAGGCGCGUGUGCAGGGCUGCUUCCCCAGCUCUGCCAGCGGGCCCGUGGGGGUGACUGCUCUCACAGUGCUGGAGCGCGCGUCCCUGGAGUUUGCCCUCUUCCAGGAGGGCAGCAGGCGGGCCGACUCGGGGGACAGCCACUUGCUGGACCUGUGCGUGUUGGUGUUCCGCGCGUCCUUCGGCAGCGGUGGCCGCCUGAGCCUGGGCCGCCUGCUGGCCCACAGCAAGCGCGCGGUCAAGAAGUUUGUCAACUGCGACGUGAUGCUGGAGCCCGGCGAGUACGCUGUGGUGUGCUGUGCCUUCAACCACUGGAGCCCCGCCACGCCGGGACCCCCAGCCGGCUCGCAGGCCUCCAGCCCCUCGGCGGGAGUCCCGCGCUGCGCCCCGCAGCCGCCCGGCCACGUGCUGGCCGUGUACAGCUCCAGGCUGGUCAUGGUGGAGCCCGUGGAGGCCCAGCCGACCACGCUGGCCGACGCCAUCAUUCUGCUCACGGAGAGCCGGGGCGAGCGGCACGAGGGACGCGAGGGCAUGACCUGCUACUACCUGACGCACGGCUGGGCAGGGCUCAUCGUGGUGGUGGAGAACCGGCAUCCCAAGUCCUACUUGCACGUGCAGUGUGACUGCUCCGACAGCUUCAACGUGGUGUCCACGCGCGGCAGCCUGCGCACCCAGGACAGCGUGCCCCCCCUGCACAGGCAGGUCCUGGUGAUCCUGUCCCAGCUGGAGGGCAACGCAGGCUUCUCCAUCACCCACCGCCUGGCACACCGCAAAGCCGCCCAGGCUUUCCUCAGUGACUGGACGGCCUCCAGGGGCACCCACAGCCCCCCUCUCACGCCGGAAGUCGCUGGCCUGCAUGGCCCCCGGCCUCUGUGACCACCCCACCUUCCCAGCCCCCACGUGCACUUUAUGAGGGAGACCCCAACAGAGGCCGCUUGAACCAGAAUCUCAGGACCCCGCCCAGGGAGCCACUAGCUGCAGUAGCUUCCCCUCGGCCUUCCUCCCUGCCCCUUCCUCCUGCCCAGGGCCUCCCAGCCACCAAGCAGAAUACCUCGAACCUGCCUCUGGCACAAGGGGCCUGUACGCCGGCCCCUCUGACCGGCCACCUCCAGGUCGGGUUCAGACUGCCAGGGCCAAACCAAGGUGAGGCUUCUCUUCCCUGGGGGCCUGGGGCCUCCUGCCUGGGUGAGGCAGCCAGGGGCCCUGUUCCUAGAACCAGAUCUGGGCAGGUCACAAGCCAGGACCCCAGGGUGAGAGCAGGGAUCGCUCCCGUGUAGGGGUCAGAGACUGGGACUCCAGGCUGAGCAGGGACCACCCUCCUCUGUGGGGGUGAGGACAGGGACCACCCCUCAUGGGACAUGAGAUCAGGAGCCUUCUCGCCUCAGCUUACCCCCAGAGCACAUUUCCCUGCCCUCCAGCCCCCACGAGGCAAGCAGGGGUCCUUGGAGUCCCAGCAGUGUGUCCCGGGAGGCAGGUGCCUGGCGACCGUGGGCUCAGGGCUAGGGAUGGGGGAGGUCCCAGCUGCCCCCCUGGCGACACUAUGCAAUUCCUGGAGCGCCUGCCAGGAUCGAAGCCAUGCCCCGGGGGCUGGAGGUCAGGGCCUCCCGGUCAGGGUCCGGCCAGGCCCAGGUCCCGCCCUGCUGUUUGGUGUCCGCAUCCCUGGCAGGCUCCCUGUCUAGGCACAUGUAGGGCCCGGCGGCCCCUCCCUGCUCCUCCCCCACCUCAGAAGCCCAGGGAGCUGAGCCGCCGCUUGGCCACCCGGCCGUCCUCCCUUGAGGUUGCUGUCAGGCCAGAGAGCUGCAGUUGCCCGCAGACAUCUGAGGCCAGCUUCCUGGGGGCCCCACCCGGCCUCGGUGUCCUGCAGCUCCCAGUCAGCGGGCAGCCCUGGGGGCCUUUUACACCUGGAGAAACACCGGGAGGCAGUCCACUCCCCUUUUACUCUGAGCUGUGAAUAUUUUUAACCCUGUAUAUAUGGCCAGCUCUUCUGACACAGAGACUAUUUUACCAAUUGUCAGUCCCCAUCCCUGUAGGAUGGCUCUCCAUGGGUGUUUCCAGACUCAGGCUCCAAUGGACCAAAUAAAAAUGUUUUGUUUUGUAA
Messenger RNA from Leopardus geoffroyi (Geoffroy's cat), 5442 nucleotides. It is a transcript of the gene CAPN15, whose product is annotated as calpain 15. Gene Ontology annotation, molecular function: calcium-dependent cysteine-type endopeptidase activity. NCBI's taxonomy places the organism in Eukaryota, Metazoa, Chordata, Mammalia, Carnivora, Felidae. The record is from RefSeq and is a predicted model, not a curated record. The coding region runs from base 738 to 4220 and encodes 1160 amino acids. Gene Ontology annotation, biological process: proteolysis. The transcript is spliced from 13 exons. Gene Ontology annotation, cellular component: cytoplasm.